Rhodotorula toruloides NP11 is the source of this 930-nucleotide messenger RNA. RefSeq lists its product as uncharacterized. The record is from RefSeq and is a predicted model, not a curated record. Lineage: Eukaryota; Fungi; Basidiomycota; Microbotryomycetes; Sporidiobolales; Sporidiobolaceae. Bases 1 to 930 code for a protein of 309 amino acids. The transcript has 6 exons.
AUGGGCAUCUGGUCGCGCACGUAUGUGUGCUGUGCGGUGCCACUAUACAAUGGCGGCAUCUACGCUAUCCUGGCUCAGUUCCUCGUGAUCUCGGUCGUUGCGGGAGUCCUGUGUUUCGCGGCGCCUUCCAUCGUUUCCGUCACCACGCCCUCCUUCCUUUCCUACAUUCUCGGCGUGCUAUGCUUCGCCGUCGCAGCCGGUCAACCUUUCGGCUUCUUCGGCGUCUACCGCGAGAAGCCACGCCUCUUCAAGGCUUUCCUUCGCAUCAACGGCCUGCUCGUUACGGCUAGCAUCCUCCUCUCGCUCGCCAUAAUCAUCAUCUCAGCAGUCCAGCACUCGAAGGGUGUCGACUCGUGCACCAUGCUGUUCGGCACCGACAAUGCCGACUCGACUGCCAAGAACAUCUGCAACAUCUGGACCUGGAUCCAGAUUGGCAUUAUGGGGCUGCUGUUUGCGAUCGUCGCGCUUUGCGAGUUCUACUUCGUCUUCUACACGAGCAUCUACGCCUCAGAACAGCGUCUUGACCACGCCCGCUACGACUCGGUCUACUCGACCGCGCAAGAAGAGAUCCGCCAGUCGGGCCUGUGGGACGGCGCCUCGAUGGGCCGCGCGUCCUACUCGCAAGACGAGCUCGCAGCGCCAGGCUACCCGCUCGGACACGGUCGGAACGCAAGCAAGUCGAGCGGGUUGAGGAACGAGGUCGCCAGGGGCGAUGAGGAGGAGUACAUUGCGGACGGCGGACGAGGUCAGGGCGGCAAACUGCGCAAGGGUGGCGGAGGAGGCGGCGGCAGGGCGCCGCUCAACGCGACGUCGGUCAUCGGGUACCAAGACGAGGAGUACGCGCCCUACGACUACGCGAACCCAACCGAGCAAGGCUUCAGGCCGCCGUACGAGUCGUCGCAGAUGCAUGGGCAGCAACAGCGGUGGUAG